AUGGCCGCAAUGUCGCGGGGGCUUGCUGCGAGGCCCGCUGCCACACCCACCGCCCGGAUUUCCAAGCCCGCCCGCCUCCAGAAACGAGCCAAGGGCGGCACCGAGUCCACGCGCAAUCAUGUCUUCAAAGGCUUCUCGCAGCGCAUUGCCCAGCUCAAGAUCGAGCCCGUUCGCCGCGGUCGCAGCACCAUCCUCGACGAUGCCGAGCUCGAGUCGACCUUUUCCUACUUCCGCGAUUCCUUCCUCGAAUGGAGGGAACUCAACAUGUCCGAGGCCUUCACCAGCUUCGCCCGCAAAGUUGCGCCACUCUGCGACAGCCUCCCCCAGGUCCUCCACCACAGCGACCGCAUAUUCGAAUUGCUGGUAGAACACAUUGAGAAGGGCGAGAAAUUCAGCGAGGAGCCGCUGCUCAGCCUCAUGGCCCAUCUUGCACACGACCUGGGCGAGAGGUUCGAGAAGCACUUUGAAAAGGCAGUCAAGACGGUGUCGCAUCUGGCAGCCACCCAUGCCGAUGUCGAAGUCAUUGAAUGGGCAUUUGGCUGCCUGGCAUGGCUGUUCAAAUACCUCUCGCGACUAUUAGUGCCGAACCUGCGCCCUGUCUUUGAUCUCAUGUCCCCGCUGCUGGGUAAAGAGCGCCAGAAGGCCUUUGUGUCUCGCUUCGCUGCCGAGUCGCUCAGCUUUUUGGUGCGCAAAGCUGGAGCUGCUUAUCACAGAGACAAGAUGCCUCUUAGGACAAUCAUCAAGCACAUAUCGGACCAGCUCAAGGACCAGCAGGAAUCGACCAAGGACUAUGCUUUUCAACAGGGUCUUAUGUACCUCUUUACCGACUCGCUCAAGGGCGUACAGCGCGGUUUCCACUCAAGUGCUAUGGUUAUCUUGCAAGAGCUGCUGGCGGAAACCUUGAAUGAAGAGCAUCUCCACCUCCGAAUUCCGCCUCUCGAACCCGUGCUUAUCAGUGUCGUUACGGCCGCUAUCCACCACACAGAUGCGGAGAACUUCAGCCCUUUGCUCGAGGUGGUUCUUGCUGAAGUAGACAAAGUAUCGUCUAACCAGCGCUAUGCGGGUCCCGUGUCUCGCUUGUUGUUCGUCGUCUGCGGUGUACGUCAAGGUAGCCGUGUAGAGGAUUGGAGACCUGUGUUGGGUUCAAUCAGCCAUUUGCUCGGUUCCACAAAAGCAUCUACUGAACUUGAUACCGUCGAUGCAUGGGAGCUCCUUUCUCUAAUCUGCGUCGCGUUCCAGUAUUGCACGCUCGAUUCGGCCAUACCUCAUGAGAAGCUCCUGGAAGGACUGACUCGCGGUCCUUGGGAAACUUACUUUCUGUCGUUUUGCAAUCUGUUUGCUGAUUUGGGCGUGGAGAGGUUCAGAACUUUGCUACUCCCGUAUUUCAAGAGAUUUGUCACACAAAAGGCUCAUGAGUACGGGCCCCAGUUCUGCGCUACUUUACCUCGACUCUACCAGAGCGGUGCACUGGCGAAUAGCGCUUUGCAGCCUUCGGAACGCUGGCAAGCGACUCUGGAGGAGCCGUUUGACCAACUCAAUACAUGUGUGGACGAUGAGUCCGAGCUGGAUCCCAGGACCUUUUACUGCAAUGCUUUGCUGGACACGAUAGAGUCGCUACGCAUAGCUGAUGACAAGACGCAAGGAAUCUGGAAGGAUCUCUCACACUCACUCAAAAACGCCAUUGAGGGGACCAAUGCCACAUCAAAGCGAACAAUCGACAUCUUCGCAACUGGAAAGGGUUUCCAGUUUCUUGUCAGCAAAGGCCGCGACCACGACCAAACCACAAGUCUGUGGCCUGCCUUGUGUCAAGCAUCCACGGUGUUCGGACAUUAUGUAGCCUUCUGGCGAGCGCUGCUCGAGCUGUUUAAAAAGCACAGGGCAACUCUGGAUACUACUGGAUCGCACAUGGAGCCUAUGAAACGAACCAUCAUGCGCUGCUUAGGAUCUCCUUCGCAUGACUUGAGGCUCUCGGCUAUCUAUGUCUUGCAACUUGUCGCGGGGCAAAGCGAAGAACUACAGAACAUUCUGUCAGUUGCAAUGUUGAUUGAACAGACCCCGCCAAAUCUCGAGACACAAAGAUCUAUUGCGAUGCGCAUAGGACAAAUGGCCAAGUUGUACCCCAGUGUGUGCUCUGACGAGUGGGUCGGCGAGGCUAUCCCCGCGUUUUGUCUGGGAUUGCUCCACGUUCGCCUAGCCUCGGUGUGGGAUGACAGUUGCUCUGCCCUGAAAGCCAUCUGUGAGACAAAAGAAGGAGAAGGCUUUGUCACACAAACUGUUUUCGAAUGGUUGACCGCUGUCGAUGCUGCGGACAUCACCCCUGACAGUGCUCAGACAGCUGCGUCGCGGCCUUACGCUACUGAAUUUGAGUGUACCAAUAUCAUGCAGUUGCAGGAGCAGGUUGCCAAUGUUCAGGCACAAGCCGACAACAUCCAGGAGGAACUGGAGGCCUUGUUCAAGGAAGCCCAUGUUGAAGUACCUUUCUAUAAUGCUUUCAGCAGAACACAAGCUCUCAAGGUAUUAAGUACCCUGCCGCACAUUGCGGAAAAGCGCUCGAGACUGCUUGUGCCUGUGCUCUUGAAAUGGGCUUUUGAUCAGGCGCCAGAGUCUGAAGAUACUGCUUCGGAAGAAGACGCUUCGGCUACGCCACAAGACCGCUGGGCAAGAAAAGAUCAGAAAGCAAUGCUUUCCAUCUUCGCCAAAUUUAACAAUCCAAAGGUCUUGUAUCGAACGGAUGAAGUCCGCCAAGCUCUGCUCGCUUUGCUCAGCAACGGAGAUGUUGAGAUCCAAAAGGCUUCGCUAAAGGCGCUUCUCACCUGGAAAGACCGUGAAAUUGUCACAUACCAAGAACAGUUACUGAACCUACUGGACGACGAACGAUUCCGUGACGAGCUCCCAAUAUUCCUCAGCGAAGGCAAGCUUCAAGAAUCUGACGUUGACAAGGUCCUGCCACUCGUAUUGCGACUGCUGUAUGGAAAGGUUAUAGCUGGAAAACGGGGCCUUGAGUCAAAGAGAAAAGCAGUUUUUGUUGGGUUGAAAACAAGAUUUGGUGACGACGCCAUACAUCAAUUCCUACAGAUUGCCUUCGGGCCACUGGGUCACAUCUCCGUCUUGAAUGAUGGAGUUGUUGACGAGGACUUGCUGCAGAAAACUCUGGUAGACGCGCGAAAGCAGGUCGGAAUGCUGAACCUGUUGGACGACCUACUAAGUACCUUUGCGACAACAUUUGCCCCAUUCACUGCCACCGUCGUGGAUCCCAUCUUGUACUCUGCCAUUAAAGCAUCGCGCGAGCUCUCGGCUUCAGCCGACCGCGAAGAAGAUGAAGGCCGGUCGACACGGACAUCGUUGCUGAAGACUGUACGGCAACGUGCGCUCCAGAUUCUGAGCAGGCUGGUCGAGAAUAGCCCAGAGUUUGAGUGGCAUCCAUACACUGGGGCUCUUAUCAAAGAGAUGAUUGAGCCUAGGCUAGAUCAAUUCCCUGUGGAAACAGCGCAGUCUGUUUCGGGCAUUCUUCGACUGUUCGCAGCAUGGUCAAAAUCUGUUCGCACGGCCCCCUUUUUGGUGGAAUUCAACCCAAACAUUUUAUCCAAGGUUAUCGACUGUCUUGGGGUACCUUCAGCCAAGGACGAGGUCAAAUGCUUCGUUCUCGACAGCAUCAUCCGAAACAUUGUGGCCACUGUGGCUGCUGAAGAAGAUGCGCCAACAACCGAAUCGAAAAUACUGAAGAACCGUAUACAUACCGACGUCAUUCAGCCAUACUCCACUUCAAUUCUUAGCCGAGUCGGCCAGUUACUUCGUCAGAACCCAAGUAAAGAAGUGCUCGAAUCUGGUGUUCAGACAGUUGCAGAAUUGGCCCCUCACGUGGUUGGUGCCUCUGAAUCGCGCAGCAUGAUCGAAAUCGCUACUUUCCUUCUCCGGCAGCCUUCGAAGCGUGUGAACCCUCGCACUAAACUGGGGCUACUCAAAAUCCUUCACGAAUUCAUUCAGCGCUGUGAUGAGCAGAACUUGAACGAACUACUCAGUACCAUAUAUGAUGCUGUUUGCCCCAUGUUCGCUUUUGUUCAGGAUCGCACAGCGAGAGAGUUGAUAUGCGAUGUUGUUCAGGACCUCUCUGACACCAAGAGCGAUCUCCAGGUGGUGGCAAAGAUAUGUCAUGAUCUCAACUCCUUUGUAAAGGGGCGCCUGGACGAGCCAGAUUUCGAACGACGCUCACAGGCCUUCAGCUCUAUCAACGAGGAAGCCUAUCGAAGCUUCUCUCCCAUCCAAUGGAAGCCACUAGUCUACAACAUGCUCUAUUUCAUCAAAGACAACGACGAGCUUAGUAUCAGAGUCAACGCAUCAUUGUCGUUGCGCCGCUUUAGCGAGGUCUCGGAGAGUGAAGAAUUCAGGGAGUUUAUGGCAUCGGCAGUUCUGCCUGGAAUUCAGAAUGGCAUGCGAGAGACAUCCGAACUGGUUCGAAUCGAAUACCUUGCUGUCCUUGAGCAUCUGGUCAAGACACAUUCUGACUGGGCUCCUGUGUCCGAUCUACACAUACUUCUCUCAGACGAUGAUGAGGCAUCAUUCUUCGGCAACAUUCUGCACAUUCAGGGCCAUCGCCGACUUAGAGCACUGCGCCGCUUGGCCGCCCAUGCUUCUCAUCUGCGUGGCACCAAUGUCUACCACAUCCUUAUACCGCUGCUGGAGCACUUUGUCUUCAACAAGGGUGAUGAUGAAGCUGCGGACAGCCUCCUGGGAGAGACAAUCAAAACACUCACAGCGUUGACCGAGUGUUUGGAGUGGCCGCAAUUCCGCUCUCUCCUGAAGCGGUACAUUGGCUAUCUGGCUACCAAGGAAGACCUCCAAAAGCCUGUCAUUCGACUGAUUGCAGGUCUUUUGGAUGGUUUGAACCAAGCGGGACGCGCCAAAGGCUAUGUUGCUACGUCUACAUCUGAACCGGAUGACCCUGAUGCUGACACCAACGAUGAUGCCGAGGCUAUGGAUAUCGAAAAGCCUCAGUCAAUACUCACAAAGACUCUUCCACAGCGGGAAAAACUCAGCAGCGACAUGGUCAACAACUUUCUCCCUGAUCUGACCAAUUUCUUACACAAGAAGGACGAAGCGACUGUCAGUUUACGAGUGCCUAUCGCUGUUGCGAUUGCCAAGGUUCUUCUCGUUCUUCCACCGCUGGAAAUCGAGACACGACUACCUGGAGUUCUGCUGGAUAUAUGUUACAUCUUGAAGAGUCGCGCCCAGGAAGCCCGUGACAUGUCAAGAAAUACGCUUAGCGACAUUGCUACGCUCAUGGGCCCAGGAUACCUAGGCUUCAUCCUCAAAGCAUUGCGGACCGCGCUUCAACGAGGUUACCAACUUCACGUUCUCACCUACACCUUGCACACUAUUCUGGUGAAACUGGCCGACCAAACAAAACCAGGCGAUCUGGACUAUUGUCUCACGGACCUAGUGGAUGUGAUUAUGGAUGACACCUUUGGCGCUGCUGGCCAAGAAAAGGACGCUGAAGAGUACAUAUCCAAGAUGAAGGAAGUAAAGAGCAGCAAAAGCUUCGACUCCAUGGACAUUAUCGCACGAUCGGCUACUCCUGCGCAUCUUAUCAAGCUCGUACUUCCGAUCAGAUCCCUUUUGAUUGAGAAGCUCAACUCCAGGAUGGUUCAGAAGAUUGAUGAGCUACUGAGGCGCAUUGGACUAGGUGUUCUCCAGAACCCCACUGUCAACAACAGGGACAUACUAGUCUUCUGCUACGAGCUGAUUCAAGAAGUCUAUGCGGCAAACACAUCCAAAGACAACAAGAUCCAUAUUGAUCCCAAACACAAACGGUACCUGGUCAACAAUAAGGGAGCAGCCAAGUCUGGAACAAGGCUUAGUACUUCUUCAUACCUGUACAAAAUGAUACGCUUUGGCCUAGACAUCCUUCGGACUGUGCUGCGCAAGCAUGAGGAUCUCCAGACCCGACAGAACCUGGCUGGCUUCCUACCCAUCAUCGGCGACGCAAUGGUGCAAGGCCAAGAAGAAGUGCAAGUCUCGGCUGUCCGCCUUCUAACAACCAUCAUCAAGGUGCCGAUGUCCGAGUUGGACGCCAACUGUCCCGUGUACAUUGAUGAGGCAAUGCGUGCCAUCAAGGGUGCGCUGUCAUCCAACACUGAGCUUGCCCAAGCCUCCCUCAAGCUGGUGUCGGCUGUUUUGCGCGAGCGGCCAAACGUCCAGAUCAAGGAACGAGACAUCGGCCAUCUCCUCAAGCGUAUGAUGCCUGACUUGGAUGAACCGGAUCGCUCAGGUGUCAUCUUUGGCUUUCUCAAAGCUGUCAUGAACCGGCACUUCGAAGUCCCAGAAAUUUAUGAAUCUAUGGACAAGGUUGCGGAGAUGAUGAUUACCAACCAGACCAAGUCGGCCCGAGACAUUGCUCGCAGCCACUACUUCCAAUUCCUGACUUCAUACACUCAGAGCGAAAAGCGUUUCAAGAAGCAGAUUGAGUUCCUACUCAAGAACUUGCGCUACGAGCAUGUGGAAGGCAGACAAUCGGUCAUGGAAGCCCUUGAUCUUAUUAUUGGAAAGGCUCUGCCUCGAUUCCCUGAAAAGGCGCAAUACGAAUAUCAUGGAAUCAUGUUUCUGCCAUUGAUUAACACCGUAGCAAACGAUGAUUCGAGCAAAUGCAGAGAAAUGGCCAGUCUGUUGAUCAAGCGACUAUUCCAGCAAGCCAGCGAGAAGCGACUGCAAAGUUUCGCUUCCGAUCUUAAGAGUUGGUUGGAGCAAGACGACAACAUUGGCUUGAAGCGCCUUGGCAUCCAGGUCUGGGGCUUCUACUUCGAGGCUAUGGAAGACGAGGAUGAGCCAAAAGAGCUAGCAUAUGUUCUCGAGCGACUUGACGCAACGAUUGACGAAUGCCUGAGUCGACGCGAUGAGGACGAUUGGGAGCUCUUGUAUUACUCCCUCACCAUGCUCUCGAAGGCCUGCAAGAAAUACACGGACACCAUGUUCUCGUCAAGCAAGGACGAUCUUUGGACAGCAAUCCAAGCCAGCGCAACCUACCCGCACAUGUGGGUCAAGCUCAAAGCUGCGGAGUUGCUGGGCAAUUACUUUGCCCAUCUGGGAGUCUCAAACAAAGACUCUGGUCUGGAGGCACUCCCGCUGAAGGGGUCGGGUGGUCUGCAGUUGGCGGAACAGAACAUGACGCAGCUGUGCAAUGCUUUCUUGAGAAAUUUGCUGAAUCCCGAGGUUUCGGAACAGCUUUGCCUUCAAAGUGUCAAGAACAUUGCCUUCCUUGCACGCUGUCUCGCAGUUAACGGGGCGAAAUGGCAAUGGCAGAAGGCUGAAGAUGAUGAAGAGAUGGAAGAAACUACCGUGACCAACGGUGACGCAGCCGCUUCUGAAGAUGAGGAAGAUUUUGAUGGUUUCUCGCCGCCGCCAGAAAGCACCAAACCGAAGAAGACGGGAGAUGCUCCACCAACAGCGAUCCAUCGCCUAAUGAUUCGUCUUUCUGGAAUUGUUCGAAAAGACAAGAGCACUAUGAACGCCAAAACCGCAAUUAUGAAUUUGUUCGACACCAUCGCCGCCAAGUUCCCUGUCGAACCUCUUUCUACCUCCCUCCCCCACCUACUGACUACCCUGUCUACCCUUACCGAUGCCACUGCGACCUUUCCUCGAUCCUCCACGCAAGCCGGUCCUGACAACGUGGUCAGCGAACCAUACAAGGCCCUGACCGACAAGGCUCGUGAAGUCAUGAACACUUUGCAGAAGCGCCUUGGCACGCAAGAGUAUCUGAAGAUUAUGGGAGAAGUGCAAAAGGGCGUGAGGGAAAGGAGAGAAGAAAGACGCAGAAAAAGGAAAGUCGAAGCUGUUGUGGAUCCAGAAAAGUUUGGCAAGGAGAAGCGUAGGAGACACGAUGCUAAGAAGGUCAAGAGGAAGGAGAGGAGUGCCGAAGAGAGGAGCAAGAGAAGAGGAUGGUAAAUACGGGUUUUAUGCAGACGGACGUGGCGCGUUUGGGUGGCGGCGCCAACCUUGCAUGGUAAUGGUAAAAGUAUAGCAUUUGUUUUCAACAUGGCGUUUCAUAGUCAAGUAUCUAUCACUCGAAUGUACAUGAUACCCU
Molecule: messenger RNA, 8074 nt
Organism: Exserohilum turcica Et28A
Lineage: Eukaryota; Fungi; Ascomycota; Dothideomycetes; Pleosporales; Pleosporaceae
Exons: 3
Coding region: 1-7935 (2644 amino acids)
Cellular component (GO): nucleolus; 90S preribosome; small-subunit processome
Source: RefSeq, a predicted model, not a curated record